AUGAAGAAAAUUCAACAGGAAGACGACCUUCGAGGCAAUAUUAGAGCCAAUCUUCCUUAUAGUGAAAAAUAUUUCAAUGAGUUUAUUCAUAUUGACGACCAAAUUGUGACUGUCGAAUACCUGGAUGAUGAUGCCGUUGUAGCUGCUAUGUGUUCGGCAGUUGAUACUGAUGAUGACGAAGAAAAGGAAAAUAAAGAUGAAGAAUCUGUCGGUAUGGAACUGAUACCAACUCCAACCACAUCAGGAGUACUUCGUCAUUUCCUUCUGUCACGAAAUACUCCGCAGCGUGUGCUAGAUCGACUAGCUGAAGUGGAGUGUGCCCAGAAGAUCGUGACCCAGCUGGAGCUUCCACUGUUAAAACAAAAAGGCCACAGAUACGAAAAGUUGCCACAAGAAGACGAAGACGAGGACUUGCAAGCAACUGAAAUCAUCGUUCAAAAAGAAAAGGUAAGAUGGUGGUCGGAUAAGAAACGAGACAGGACAAAGAGCGAAGAGCGAAUAGACAACAAGAAAAAUGAGAUUGUGGAGAAGCAGUUGGAGUUGAAAGAAAAACUGCUAGCUAAGUCUGAUAAACCGAAGGAGAAGCAUUUGCAGGCUACUCAAGAGGAUUGUUUAUAAGGGGAUACUAAAUCAAAAGCAAUCUAUUUCUGUUUUUAUUUCGUCCAAUAGGCAAAUGGUGGCUUACCUACCGGUCCCUUAAUUGGUACUAUACAGGGUGAUUCACGGAAUUGUGGCAAUAAAGGAUCUAUUUCCUUAGUAGUAUCCAUCAAAAUGUAUGCAUACUGUUUGUAUCAUGUUAAAACGUUUACCUAUUAAUUUUUAUUUACGAUUGUUUUUAAUUUUUUGCAAAUUUAUUUUAUCCGUAUGUGCCCUUACUUAAACAGAAAACUUCAUGUCAACUCAUAUAUUUUACGACUUCUUUACUGCGAUACACACUAUUCAUUUCUUCUAAUAUUAAAGUUCUUGAUUUCUCUUUCAAUUGAGAGAUAUAGAUGAAACUCUUUGAGUCAUUAUGAGACUCACAUGGGGCGAGGAAAUAUUUAGCUUGAUCUGCAUACAAAUUGAUUUAAAAAUUGAAUUCGCACAGUAUAAAACUAUGAAGUAUAUUUUGUUACUGACUGCGAUAACAGCCAGUAAAAAAUAAAAAAUUCAUAAUAGAUAAUUUUCUCGCUCAACAGCAAUAUGUCGUAAGUAGGUAAGCGACUGGUUGUUACGUUGGAUGCUUUGAGAUUAUUUUCGUCAAUUAGUAUUAAAAGUCAAUAGCGCCCUGUACGUGUCUGUACAUUUUUCAGAUGCAAAAAUAACACAAUUACAAAAAAAAUGGAUCGAAAAUUAGAAAUAUGUGAACGUCCAUACGUAAAAACGUGCAUAUUAAAUUAAAUCUGAUUUCAGUUGAAGCAGAUUACACAUCCCUGACUUGACUUUUUUGAUAUAAUAGUUGAACUGAAAAUCUUGAGUUUGUUGUAAAAGCUUUAUAAAAAAAAGUUUAUUCUGAUAUUAUCGUAAAAACUGUAAUCUGACAGAAUUUUUGUCCUUAGCUUUGAUUGCCACUUAAGUUAUUAUAUUCUAUUGACAAAGAACCUCACAAAAUUAUUGAACAUCAUUUUAUUCUUUGAAUAACUAACACAACAGGAGAAAAAUAAAUUCGUACAUCUCUAUAUAAAUUUAAAAGUACUGUAGAUUGAAGUGAUAUCUAUACUUUUGUUACGAGUUAGUCUUUUGCUAAAAUUUUGAUUUUUUAGAUUAUUGUUUUGCUAUAUUACAUGUGAAGUCACUUUUGUUUGACCAAUCCAUAUUCACUGCAACUUUGAACAUUUACGAACUUUUUAAUAAAUAAACCUCAAUAUUUCACAUUUCCAUUCCAUAUAUUUCUAGAAAUUCAAGUGCCAACCUUUUAUUGUCCACUUCAGCGGAAAGCUUUUCCUGGAAAUGGACUGUAACAUGGGGAUCCUCUGCGAUUGGUCAAUAAAAAGCUAGACGGUUUCAUAGUCCUGAAUAUUUGUUUCCACCGUAUCGCUUAAAUAAAAUUUAUAAAGUUCUUCUAGGUCAAUUUACAUAUACAUUUAGAUAUGUCUGUUGUAUAUUAAAAUUAAGAAUUUUACAAAAGUUUUUAGAAAAACAGGACCGGUAAAAGGACGAGCUAUUCAUUUAUUUAUUAUAUGUUCACUGUCAUUAUAAAAUAAAUAAAAUCAAAAUGGUUAGAAGUUAUUUUGUUUGAAUAUCUUAUUGAUGUAACAUUCCAACUUUAUGAUUUUUUAUGUUUUUUGAUGUGAACUAUGAAUUCCAUUGGAGUAGUUUAUGAGAUUGUGACAUACAAGCUUCAAACGCAAAAUGCGUCUUGAUUUGCUUUGCCUAAAAGGUCAACUGUCAUUUGUCACUUCUCAAAAAGUAUCUUCGCAAAAAUUCGAUUUUCGUUUUGUUCAAUUUAUAUUGGAAAUGAGCCGCAACACAAAGAACAGAGUAUUUUCUAAAACUCUACCAUUUUAUGCAAAAAUUUUAUAAAUAAUAUACCGUAUACAUUAACGCGUAAUACUGUCACUCUGUAUAUAAACAAUUUGUUAGAAUAAUAUAGAUGAGACAUAUCUUGAAAUCAAAAUAACAUUAACAAUAAUUAAAAAAGGACGUACAAAUAUCCUAGUGUAGCUUAAGAUGGGUGAACUGAAAAACCAAAUAUUGCACAGCUCUUCAAAAAGACGAGUUUUGUAUGUGGCAUGAAGUAAUUUGAUGUACAAUAUGGGUCCUAUUCCAUAAAAAUACUAAGCUAGUAAAUUACAAGUCACCAGGAGAAACACUUGUGAAAAUGUCAAAUAAUAUUUUGUUCCACAUAUCACUUUGCACUUGUAAUAAACAUCAUCUUGCAAUUAUAAGUGCCAUACUGUCAAAAUGACAUUUCGUAAACCUUUUAAUUUGUAAAAGUGUAAUGAACCACAUAAAUGCUUUAAUCGCUGGAUUAAGGGCCAUACCGUCAGUCGUUCCUACAAUUGUAGGACACCUUUAUGGCCUCCUUCAUGUCUACAGUUUUUACUGUCCUUCAGAAAUUUCGAGAUUCUUUCGUGUCAGAGCUUUACUUUGAGGUUAAGUUUUCUUUUUGAAUUGUAUUUCAAGCAGAUAAAACUUGAUAUUUAACAUCUGUUUUAUUAGCCUGAACUUUCUUAAGGUUUAAACAUAACCUCAAAAUAGGACAGCGCUGACGCUGACAUGGAACAGUAAAAAUCUGGAAACACCCCAGCUUUUCUGGAGGAGAGAAAAUACUAUGAAAGUCAAGGCGUCCUACAAUUGUAGGAAUGACUGGCGAUACUGCACUUAGCCACAAAGUAACAAAAUAAAUCUUGGAAAGUACUUUCUGUCCGGCACGAUCCUUCCGAAAAGAUGUGGCAGUGUUUCAGAAAUUAUUUUUACACAACUCUCUUGUCAUCCAAUAAUUGAAUAUGAUACUUUUGAAUACGGUAUUCAGACAUGACACUUGUAUCAAAUGCAUUUAAAAUAUCAAGAAGAAUAGUUGUGCUUUUAUGGAACAUAAACAUUUCACUUUCUCAGUGGUCUAUUCCGGAUUUAUAAAAUAUGUAGUGCUAGACAUUGGAAUAUAGGCGUUGCUCUACGGUCUUCCAUGUGGGGUCAAACGUGCAAAUACUCCAUCAUUUGUCAGAUUUAAAUUCAUAUUCCUAACCUCAAACUGUCUAUCUGCUAGGAUUGUGACUACAUUUUUAAUGGUGAAAAUAAUAUACUACUGGAUUUCACCAUUAUUACAAAAUAAACUCAAGAGGCGCCUAAAUAUACAUCAGGAUGUAUUGAAGUAUCAUGGCAAAUAGUGGCUAAAAAAGUUAAAGCGUCUGCCGAAAAUACAGGAAUUCUACCAAUUCCGUUUGAUUCAUGUAAUAUACAGGGUGUUUCAGUUUAUUGUUGCAUAACUUUAAGAUUCGAU
Acanthoscelides obtectus is the source of this 3922-nucleotide messenger RNA. The record is from the annotation of a GenBank genome assembly. NCBI's taxonomy places the organism in Eukaryota, Metazoa, Arthropoda, Insecta, Coleoptera, Chrysomelidae.